CAGCGAUAAUAAUCUCAUAUGGCGAUAGCGAGUACAAGAAACGCGUGCCUUCUGCGGAGCACGUAACCUUUGGGACUACAAUCUGUUCUGUAAUCACGGAAAUCAGGUACAGAUAGUUGUCCGGCCAUAACGAUUGCCGCCGUAUUAGUGGACCACGUGACGACUAAUCCCAUAACCCCCCCGGGCAGAGCAUCUGAAGACCAACAGCAGGUGACAGUUCCAAACGGAGAAAAGGAAAAAUCAAACCUUCCCGCCCUUCUACUGGCUUGGCGUCCCUCGCCAGUCAACCAAAUAACUGACCGUGCAACUUUUUGUGCUUUGUUCGGUAUACGCCCCAGUAAUUUGCUGUCGCCCGCAUAAUCAGAGCCGCGCCGAGCAGGGCAGAACAGAAGCCACGCAGCAAUGGCCGAAGGAAAAUCAGAGAAACUGCCUUUUAUUGGCAAGCAGCAACCAAAGCCGGUGACACUAAAUCCUUCGUGGGAGUCGGAACUGCCGCCAGCCGAUUCGAAUGGCAAGGGUUCGGUGCUGGCCAAGCUGGGCCUGCCGCCCAAGGAUAGGUACAAGAUUGUGUUCUUUAUAUUCAUGCUGCACGGACUGGGUACACUGAUGCCCUGGAACAUGUUCAUCACGGCCAAGUCGUACUUUGAGGACUUCAAGCUGGGUGAGAACAACACGGUGGCGACGGAGGUGAACUACAGAAGCACCUUCAUGCAGAACAUGGGAUUUGCCUCGCAGAUUCCCAAUCUUCUCUUCAACUGGCUGAACAUCUUCGUGAACUUUGGCGGCAGCCUGACCAGCCGGAUAGUCUACAGCAUCAUUUUCGAGAUUGUCAUUCUGCUGGUGACCAUUGUCCUGGCUAUGUUGGACUCCUCCCAGUGGCCGGGCAUAUUCUUCUGGGCAACCAUGGUAAGCAUUGUGCUGCUGAACGUCUGCAAUGGAAUCUACCAGAACACCAUCUACGGCAUUGUGGCCUCCCUGCCCAUCAAGUACACGGGCGCCGUGGUCCUGGGCUCCAACAUUAGUGGCGUGUUCACCACCCUGAUGUCCAUCGCUUGCACCGCCUUCUUCGAUUCGAAGCGGACCUCGGCCAUCUAUUAUUUCGUCACAGCAAUUGUGAUCCUUCUUCUGUGCUUCGACACGUACUUCGCGCUGCCGGUGAACAGAUUCUAUAGGCACUACGACCAGCUCAGCCAGAUCAAUGAGAAAAAGUCCGACUCGAGGGCAGAGCUGAAUGUUCCCUACUGGCAGAUCUUCAAGAAGGCCUCGCCCCAGCUCUUCAACAUCUUUCUGACAUUCUUUGUGACCCUCUCGGUCUUCCCGGCCAUCCACUCGAACAUUAGACUCACGGACCGAGACUUUUUCAUCUCCGAGGACUACUUCACCUUGCUCACGUGCUUCCUCACAUUUAACGUGUUCGCCAUGCUGGGCAGCCUGACCACCUCCUGGGUGCAGUGGCCCGGUCCAAAGUAUCUGGUUGUGCCCGUGGCUCUGCGCCUGGUCUUCAUUCCCCUGUUCAUCAUGUGCAACUAUAUACCGCCGGGCAUGACCAGAACCCUCGAGGUGUACUUCCCCAACGAGUGGGUAUAUUGGGGCAUUGCAGUCGUAAUGUCCUACAGUUCGGGUUACUUGAGUUCGCUGGGCAUGAUGUAUGCACCGCAGACGGUGCAUGCCAAAUAUCAAAUAACCGCGGGCAUGUAUGCCGCUGCCAUGCUGAUUACGGGCAUAUUCUCGGGCGUCAUGUUCUCGUAUCUGGGUCCGUUGUUCUUAUAACCUCGGUCAUAGCUUCAUUGCAUAGCUUGCCCACUACUAAUCCUAAUACUAAUACUAAUAAAACUAAAAUGAUCUUGUUAGCUUUUUAUCAUACCAUCAUUUGGACAUUCAUUGAA
Drosophila guanche is the source of this 1886-nucleotide messenger RNA. RefSeq names its product equilibrative nucleoside transporter 1 (gene Ent2). The transcript has a single exon. Gene Ontology annotation, biological process: nucleoside transmembrane transport. The record is from RefSeq and is a predicted model, not a curated record. NCBI's taxonomy places the organism in Eukaryota, Metazoa, Arthropoda, Insecta, Diptera, Drosophilidae. Gene Ontology annotation, cellular component: plasma membrane. Gene Ontology annotation, molecular function: nucleoside transmembrane transporter activity. Bases 403 to 1770 code for a protein of 455 amino acids.